This is a messenger RNA of Sphenostylis stenocarpa, 471 nucleotides long. Lineage: Eukaryota; Viridiplantae; Streptophyta; Magnoliopsida; Fabales; Fabaceae. The record is from the annotation of a GenBank genome assembly.
AUGCCGUGCCUCAACCUCUCCACCAACGUUAACCUCGACGGCGUCGACACCUCUUCCAUUCUCUCCGAAGCCACCUCAACCGUGGCCAACAUCAUCGGCAAACCCGAAGCCUAUGUGAUGAUUGUAUUGAAAGGAUCAGUACCUAUAUCUUUUGGUGGGAAUGAGCAGCCAGCAGCUUAUGGUGAGUUGGUGUCCAUUGGCGGCCUGAGCCCUGAUGUGAACAAGAAACUCAGUGCUGGCAUUGCUGCAAUUCUUGAAACCAAGUUGUCUGUGCCAAAGUCGCGAUUCUUCUUGAAGUUUUACGACACUAAGGCAUGGUUCCAACUUUGGAUGGAAUGGAACUACAUUCUGAGUCCGAGUUAUUGCGGUAAUGAUUCCAUGGAUGCCAUGGAUUGGAUGUCGGAUGAACUCGUUAUUCUGUUUCAGAACUUCUUUCUUUAUCAGUACUCUGAAUUUCAUAUACCCCUUUGA